AUGGAAUUUGGACCUUGGGGGAAAAUUGUUGAGUACCACUUCUAUAACCAAUAAUUUUACUGCUUAAUUUUUGACCACAAGAAGGUAGAGCUAAGGUACAGAAAAGUAGGGGAUCUGUAUUGUAACAUGAUACAAAGGGUUCAUUGCCUUAUUAACCCUUCAUUUUGUUAGCCACCAGCUACCAAGAAAAUGCAUCAAGAGGAGAAUAUAAUGAGUUCUCGUACUGUUACUAUGAGUAACUGUAUUGUGUCCGCUCGAAGUACAAAAGAUAAAAUUAGUGGACUAAUAAAUAUAAAACUAAAUGACAUAGACAUAUCCAAUAAAGUGUGCUUUAAGCAUUAGACUAUGGGGGACAAUGUGCAUCAUUUAUUUUUCACAUUAUGUAUUUUUGUACGUUUUUUUAAAUAAGUGAUAUUAUUAAUAAUGUUUAUUAAAUUUACCCUAAUAAAACAUUCUAUCAUUUUACUUUGAACGGACACAGUGCAGUAAUUGUAGUGACGCAAAAGUUUUGCAGACUCGUUUUUUAUUCAUUAAUUUUGUUUUUCGACUCUCAAGUCCCCGUAGGGACACCGUAGGAGCUGUAGGGCCACCCUCGAUCAUUCUCUUUUCUAAGUAAUACCGCCCUCUGGUGCCCAGUUGGCCUUAUCAUUUUUUUCAGCAUAUCUCAUACCCAGUUAUAGAAUAGACUACGGAGGCGUCCAGAUAUGUGAAAGAUAAUCGACAACCCAAAUUCAAUAAUUUACUAAAUGCUUCGGUGGUACAGUAUUGGAUUAACAGCGUGUGGAGGACACGUUCAUGCGGCACUUACUGUCCAAGCCGUUUUUUGGGAAUCCCUGGUAUUCUGCAGCUGCACUCGGUCAUGGAGAAACCUUGCGUACUGGCGACCAGAUUUGGAGCCCCUGGAGGGAUCUACCGGUGUUUCGCUCCAGUUAUUGAGAAGCAUUUCACAGUUAUCCCCCAUGAAGAAUUUGUGAAUAACAAGCAUCACUUUGCAAAUAAUAUUAGUGCAAUUUUUGUGUGGGGAAGCACACUUAAAGUGGACCGCAAUCUACUGCAAAUCUUACCUAACCUGAAGGUAGUGGUGAAUGGCGGCGUGGGUGUGGAUCAUUUAGAUAUAUCCCUGAUCAACAGUUUUGGGAUUAAAGUUUGCAAUACCCCUCAUGUUGUGGACAACGCAACGGCUGAUAUAGGCAUGGCUUUAAUGUUGGCAACAGCACGAAAUCUCAUAUAUGGAUACAACUACUCUGCUUCUCACAAAACUGAGGAGUUGGAUUUGCCUGAGAGCAGCAUGGGCACGGAUGUAAGCGGAGCCACCCUCGGCAUCAUCGGCAUGGGAAGGAUCGGAUACAAAAUGGCCAAACGGGCUACUAGCUUCGAGAUGAAGAUCCUGUACCACAACAGGAACCGUAGGAAAGAAGAGGAUGAGAAGGCAGUGGGGGCAGUUUACUGUGAGAAGUUGGAUGAACUGCUGCAAAAGUCAGACUUUGUCAUGGUUGUGGUCAAUCUGUCCCCUGAUACACAGAAGCUGAUUGGCUGGAGGGAGCUAAGCAUGAUGAAGCCAACAGGCACCCUCAUCAACAUCAGCAGAGGUCCAGUAGUUGACCAGGAGGCUCUAGUACAUGCCCUUCAGAGUGGAGUGAUUCGAGCUGCAGCCUUAGAUGUGACGUACCCUGAACCUCUUCCAAGGAGCCACCCUUUGCUGACUCUCCCCAAUGUAAUUGUGCUGCCCCACAUGGGCACCCACACGGUGGAGACGUCGCAGCUGAUAGUGGAGAGGAUGGUAACCAAUGCCUUAGCUGCACUGAGUGGGGACCAGCUUGCUGAUGAAGUUAAGGCCUAGUGAGGCAGAAGAUUCUCCACGAGUCUGGAAAAAGAACCUGCUUAGUUGACCAUCACGUUACAAAUAAAUGUGCUCAUUGCCACAACCACAGCUGAAAAUGUGUUGAACGCCCAGACUGUGGUAUUUACACAUUAAUCAAUAUGUUAUAGGCAGAGUUUGGUAAUUCUGGUCCAGAGAUUAAAAGUCCAGCUGAGUACUCUGUCACGGUGUCUCUUUAUGCUCAAAUGGUUGGUUUAAAUAAAAUCUUGGUCUGGACUUUUACUCUCUGGGCCUGAUUUACCCAACUUUGUAUAGGUAUUAGUAAUGUAUCAGUAGAGGUUUUUCAUUAAUUGAAUUAAAGUCUUGUAAUUUCAGACUAGAUUCUACACUUUAUGAAAGCUUUUAUGGCAUUCUGCACUGUUGAAAUAAAAAUAUGAUGGCUACUUAUCAAA
Molecule: messenger RNA, 2271 nt
Organism: Brienomyrus brachyistius
Lineage: Eukaryota; Metazoa; Chordata; Actinopteri; Osteoglossiformes; Mormyridae
Exons: 7
Coding region: 860-1840 (326 amino acids)
Cellular component (GO): cytosol
Molecular function (GO): hydroxypyruvate reductase [NAD(P)H] activity; glyoxylate reductase (NADPH) activity; NAD binding
Source: RefSeq, a predicted model, not a curated record